Messenger RNA from Thermothelomyces thermophilus ATCC 42464, 820 nucleotides. RefSeq lists its product as uncharacterized. The record is from RefSeq and is a predicted model, not a curated record. The transcript has 4 exons. NCBI's taxonomy places the organism in Eukaryota, Fungi, Ascomycota, Sordariomycetes, Sordariales, Chaetomiaceae. Bases 50 to 628 code for a protein of 192 amino acids.
UGCUCAAGAACAUCGCGACUCCUCGACGACUGCCUCGUCGGCCGCCAAGAUGUCGAACUCAAACUCAACCAAUCAGACGUACCAGUGGCCGAGCAAGACAAUCAAGACCGAAUAUCCGCUCAUCGACAAUGACCCACAUUUUACGCGCGUGAUUCGGUACGCCCGCCCGUCCGACUAUGUGCACGGCGUCGUUGCCGCCGCUGCGGGCCCCGGCCUGCUCUACGCCAUGGAGAAGUUCGCCCCGUCUCAGGUCGGUAGGGGCGGUUUUGCCCAGGCCAUGCGGCUAUGUAGCUUUAUUGGCGCUGCCGGCGGCUUCCUUUACUUCUACCAGCGCUCCAUCCUCCGGUUCUACGGCAUGAGUGAGAACGCCCGCGAGGUCGAGAUGGACAUGCGCGAGAUGGUCGACAAGGUCAAGGCCGGCCAACCGCUCUACGGCGAGAGCAGGCUCACCCCAGCCAUGCAGGGUGUUGCCGCGCGCCAGUCGCGGUACUCGGCGCUCUUCUUCGGCGUCCUUCCCUGGUUCAACUUUGUGAACCACAACCAGCACGGCGUCGACACAGCCAAGUACUACCAGCAGGCGGAGCGGGAGCUGGAGGCCGAGCGCCUGAGCAAGGGCUCGUCUUCAUGAGUGGUGGGGGGUUUGAGAGAAGGAAGUGGUGUUUGCGGGUGGGAAAUGAAGCAGGUGAGGUUUAGGCACCAGGGUCCUUGUCAGAUCAGGCGCCAGGUGUACAUACAACGGACAUAGACGACGGCCCCACGGAGGUCUCAGUCCACAGACAUAUUCUUUUUUUUGUUUUUGUGUCGACAAGAGAGAUCGGUC